CUUUCCCCCUCCCCAUUCAAUUUACAUGCAUAGCUGGCCUAGUAGGUGUAAAAAUAGACAGGCAGCGCCUGAAUUGGAAAUGGUCACUGAAUGCUGUCUGCAGUUGCUGAGGUUUCCUUUUGACACAGGGCAGCCUGCAGAAAGAAAACUCUGGCGAGGGGAGUUGAGUGGAGCAAAGCACGGGAUCAGUAACUAUCCUUCUGGAUUGUUUACUCUGCCCCUUUGGAGUGUUUAGGACACUUCAAAGUCAAACCCACUUGCAGGAGUGAGCGGGGAGGACUGAUAUGGGCAAUGCACCCGUUUGCCAGGCUUGCCACACGGACAAGGGUGUGAGAGUGCAAGGAAACAUACAAGAUGUGGAUAAAAUUCCAGACUACUAUGGAUGCAACAACGAAGAGGCUAAAUAUCCUGAGACACUGUCUGACAGCAAUGCAAGCUUCCUCAGAGCUGCCAGGGCUGGCAAUCUGGACAAAGUUGUGGAAUAUCUGAAGGGAGGAAUAGACAUCAAUACAUGUAAUCAGAAUGGACUCAAUGCUCUACACCUGGCUGCCAAAGAAGGCCAUGUGGGGCUGGUUCAGGAAUUGCUGGAAAGAGGUUCUGCAGUGGACUCUGCUACUAAGAAAGGCAAUACUGCAUUGCAUAUUGCAUCCUUGGCUGGGCAGGCUGAAGUUGUCAAAGUUCUAGUGAAG
Molecule: messenger RNA, 689 nt
Organism: Podarcis muralis (Common wall lizard)
Lineage: Eukaryota; Metazoa; Chordata; Lepidosauria; Squamata; Lacertidae
Source: RefSeq, a predicted model, not a curated record